CAAGACGUCACAAGUGCUAUAGCCAGAUGGGAACUAGAUGUUGACAGUUGCUGGGGCUAAGUGAUCUUAUUACUCGACUGUGCUUAACCUUUUGAAAGAAAAUGACCAGACAUGGAAAAAACUGUACAGCUGGUGCUGUAUACACUUAUUAUGAGAAGAGGAAAGAUACCGCUGCCUCUGGUUAUGGGACGCAGACGGUUCGUCUGAGCAAAGAUGCUGUAAAGGACUUUGAUUGCUGUUGCUUGUCCUUACAACCGUGUAAAGAUCCGGUGGUCACAUCAGAUGGGUACAUCUAUGAGCGGGAAGCAAUUCUGGAAUAUAUUCUUCACCACAAGAAAGAAAUAGCACGGCAGAUGAAGGCAUACGAGAAACAGAAAAAUGAGAAGAAGUCAGAAAUGGAUGAAUUAAACAAAGCUGCAAAGGAAUCCCAAAUGAAAGUAUUUUUGGAUAAGGAAAUGUCAAUUAUCAGCAAGCCUCUGAAUCCUUUCACACAGAAACCAGAAGGUGAUGCGGCUGAUGCUGAGCCAAGCAGCAGCCAGCAGAGCAGUGAAGACAAGAAUAAGCAGCUGCCAAGCUUUUGGAUCCCAUCGCUGACUCCAGAAGCAAAAAACAGUCUUGUGAAAAAGCCAGACAAAACAGUCUACUGCCCUAUGAGCGGGAGGCCUCUAAAGAUGAAAGACUUGGUGACCAUAAAGUUCACACCAGUGGAUGAUAAGGUGGAUCGCGUGGGUCUGAUAAAUCGGCAAGACAGAUAUGUUUGUGCAGUUACCCGUGACAUGUUAGGAAACUCAGUCCCAUGUGCUGUGCUACGGCCAUCAGGGGCAGUUGUGACUCUGGAGUGUGUGGAGAAGCUGAUCAAAAAGGACAUGACUGAUCCAAUCACUGGGGACAAAUUGAAAGAGAAGGAUAUUAUCGUACUGCAGAGGGGUGGAACAGGAUUCUCCGGAUCUGGAGUCCAGCUACAGGCUAAAGAGUCCAGGCCUGUUAUGCAGGCUUGAACAUAAAAACCUCUUCACUCUCUGAA
This is a messenger RNA of Bombina bombina (fire-bellied toad), 1024 nucleotides long. It is a transcript of the gene NOSIP, whose product is annotated as nitric oxide synthase interacting protein. The coding region runs from base 102 to 998 and encodes 298 amino acids. The record is from RefSeq and is a predicted model, not a curated record. Gene Ontology annotation, molecular function: ubiquitin protein ligase activity. The transcript is spliced from 9 exons. NCBI's taxonomy places the organism in Eukaryota, Metazoa, Chordata, Amphibia, Anura, Bombinatoridae. Gene Ontology annotation, cellular component: nucleus.